AUGCAGAGUAUCCAGUGCAGCCCAGAGUUCCUAAUACAGGGGCAGCAUAAAACUCUGGUGCACACUGGGAUCAGCUUUACUUUAGGCUAUUUUUGUGUUCAUCAGCCAAAAGCUCUGACAGUGACGGAGAAAGGGUCCAUCACCCUCCCCUGUACAUUCACCUAUAUUGAGGAAUAUGUGGAGUAUACACAGUACAGAGUACAUUGGAGGAAGACAGAAGGACCAUUCUGUGAGCUUUCCGAUGAGGAAAUCACUGACGCUGCUGGGAAUGGUACCGGCCGGUAUGAGGGGAGAGUCUCCAGGGAGCAGGAUCCGGAUAACAAGCGGAGAGAAUCUCUCACUAUCACUGGGCUGAGAAGGUCGGAUGGUCCCAUCAUCUGCUGCACAGUGUCUCGUAUUAAUAUCUACAAUAACCACAAGUCUAGCUGGAGAAGUGUGUAUGGGACUUAUCUACAAUUCACAGGUGACAGGUCCAUAUCUCAGCUGGAUGAGUUGGUAGCUGUUCCGGGAGAAGAGAUCACCAUCCCCUGUCAUUACCCGCAGGAGGCCACAGGGGUAGCACAGAAAGUCACCUGGUAUAGAGGAGACAAUGAGCUUUGCUUAUAUAAUACAUAUGAACUCUACACCUUGGACCAGCGACGCAGAGAUGAGCGGUACUCACUGGUCAGUUUCCCCACAGAUGUCUCACUGCGCAUACAUAGAUAUGACAGCUCUUCUUACACCCAUUACUGCUGCAGGGUGACCACCAGCAAUGGAACAUUCACAAGCAGAACAAGCACAGAGCUGGUCAUUGCAGAUACAUCGUCCUACUCACAUUUUACUGCUAAGCAGCCAAAUAAUAUCACAGCUGACACUGGAGGUUCUGUGACUCUCAGCUGCUCAUACAGACAUAACGGUAUUUACAGAGAUAGCGAUAUCCUGUGGGUCACUGCUUACUGGAGAGUGAACAGCACAAGUGGUCCUCACGCCUACCACCCCCACCAGGAAAUGGUCCAUCCCAGGUAUAAGGGAAGAACAGAGAUAACAGGAUUAGCCAACCUCCACAUACGGGGGGUGCAGGUAGAAGACAGCGCCACCUACCACUGCUUUCUGGUGAUCAAGCUGUGUAUAAAUACAGAAACAUCACGACGCAUGGCUGCACAUGGAGAAGGAACCAGUCUGAUCGUGAAAGGUAUCAAUAAAAUGAAUGAUAAAAUAUAA
Messenger RNA from Pseudophryne corroboree (corroboree frog), 1200 nucleotides. RefSeq lists its product as uncharacterized. The coding region runs from base 1 to 1200 and encodes 399 amino acids. The record is from RefSeq and is a predicted model, not a curated record. NCBI's taxonomy places the organism in Eukaryota, Metazoa, Chordata, Amphibia, Anura, Myobatrachidae. Gene Ontology annotation, biological process: cellular response to lipopolysaccharide; positive regulation of T cell proliferation; immune response. Gene Ontology annotation, cellular component: external side of plasma membrane. The transcript has 5 exons.